CUGAAACUCCAGAGAAGACAAGCUCAAUAUUGUUCCUUUCAAGAUUUUCAUAACAGAAAAAUAAAUCAAUAAUGUCAACAGAAUUAGUGUCAACACUAGACAUCUCAGAAGACAGAUUGGAUAAGCGAGAGAAACGCUGUAACCUUUUAGACAACCUCUCAGAACAAUUAAUUAGAAGUUGUGAUAUCCAGAUGAAGUCAAGACAAGAAAAAACAAUACAGAUGUCUCAUAACAAGGAAUUGGAACAAACACAACCCCGCAGAAAAGAUACCCCUGCUUUGCACAUGGUGCCAUUUGUACCUGAUUUUUCAGGAAGGUUAUUUAAAUCAUAUGACGCAAAUGAGAGACAAAAGAAGAGUAACACAAUGCCAUCUGCCCACAAUAAGGAGCACGAAUUAAGAAAACCUAGAAGAAAAGAUACACCUGCUUUAUACAUAUCACCUCCUCAAGCAGGUACCAAAUGCAUGAAAGGAGAAGGAAAAUCCAUUAUUCAAGAGGAUGAAGAAAAAGAUGGAUAAAACUAAAGUGGAUUGACGCAUGAGGUUUAUUCACUGAAUUGGGAAUGGCCAGUUUAGCAAGACGAGCAUUUCUCCUCUUCUAGCCUAAAAAAAAGUAUUUCCCAUUUCGAUUCUCCACAAAGCGUGGAUAGUGAACAAGACCAAUAUAGGUUUUAAUGUUGAUAGCAAUCUUCUGAAAUAGUAAGCCUUACUCUUUUGGAUAAUUAAGCACAUUAAUGGCAAAAUGUUAUGCCUGGAGUAAUACUGCCACUACACAAUGUUCAAUGUGCCACCACUACCCAAAUUCAGGAGUGUCAUAAUUACAUUAUAAUCAUAGUUGAGAUGUGCAAACAGACUUUGCUGUAACUAAGCAUGUUCUUUCUGCUCUAGUCUUUUUUUCCACUUGCACAUAUGUUUUAUCUGUACCAGUGUGAUUUGAGAAAAUUUGCUCAA
Messenger RNA from Pelobates fuscus (common spadefoot toad), 950 nucleotides. RefSeq names its product protein phosphatase 1 regulatory subunit 17 (gene PPP1R17). Gene Ontology annotation, molecular function: protein phosphatase inhibitor activity. The record is from RefSeq and is a predicted model, not a curated record. Bases 72 to 518 code for a protein of 148 amino acids. Gene Ontology annotation, biological process: regulation of phosphatase activity. The transcript is spliced from 5 exons. Lineage: Eukaryota; Metazoa; Chordata; Amphibia; Anura; Pelobatidae.